GGGCACGACAGCGCGCACAGAGGCCAGCCCCGCAGCCGCUCCACCUCCCCGGCCCGCCGAGCCCAGACGGUCGCGCCUCAGGCUCCUCUCCUGCCCGAGGACGAGCGCAUGGCGCUCCGGGGGCCGCACUGAGCGCGGGGUCGCGGCGCCGCGGGCGGCACCAUGGCCCUGGAGCAGGCGCUGCAGGCGGCGCGACAGGGCGAGCUGGACGAGUUGAGGUCCCUGCACGCCGCCGGCCUGCUGGGGCCCUCGCUGCGCGACCCCCUGGACGCGCUGCCCGUGCACCACGCGGCCCGCGCUGGCAAGCUGCACUGCCUGCGCUUCCUGGUGGAGGAGGCCGCUCUGCCCGCCGCGGCCCGCGCGCGCAACGGCGCCACGCCGGCCCACGACGCCGCCGCCACCGGCCACCUCGCCUGCCUGCAGUGGCUGCUGUCGCAGGGCGGCUGCGGAGUGCAGGACAAAGACAAUUCUGGUGCCACAGUCCUGCAUCUGGCUGCCCGCUUUGGCCACCCUGAGGUGGUGGACUGGCUGCUACGUUACGGCGGUGGGGACCCCACCGUGGCCACAGACACGGGCGCUCUGCCUAUCCACUAUGCCGCCGCCAAAGGAGACUUUCCCUCCCUGAGGCUUCUCGUCAUGCACUACCCUGAGGGAGUGAAUGCCCAAACCAAGAACGGUGCCACGCCCCUGUACCUGGCGUGCCAGGAGGGCCACCUGGAGGUGACGCAGUAUCUGGUGCAGGAGUGCGGCGCGGACCCGCACGCGCGCGCCCACGACGGCAUGACCCCGCUGCACGCCGCGGCCCAGAUGGGCCACAGCCCGGUCCUCGUGUGGUUGGUGAGCUGCACGGACGUGAGCCUGUCGGAGCAGGACAAGGACGGCGCCACGGCCAUGCACUUCGCGGCGAGCCGCGGCCACGCCAAGGUGCUCAGCUGGCUCCUGCUGCACGGCGGCGAGAUCUCGGCCGACCUGUGGGGCGGGACCCCGCUGCACGACGCCGCCGAGAACGGGGAGCUGGAGUGCUGCCAGAUCCUGGUAGUGAACGGCGUGGAGCUGGACCUCCGCGACCGCGACGGGUACACGGCCGCCGACCUCUCGGACUACAACGGCCACAGCCACUGCACCCGCUACCUGCGCACGGUGGAGAACCUGAGCGUGGAGCACCGCGUGCUGUCCCGGGAUCCAUCCACCGAGCUGGAGACCAAGCAGCCCGACUCGGGCAUGUCCUCGCCCAAUACCACCAUGUCGGUCCAGCCGCCGAACUUUGACCUCAGCUCUCCCACCAGCACCCUCUCCAACUACGACUCCUGCUCGUCGGGCCACUCCAGCACCAAGGGCCGGCGCCCUCUACGUGGGCUGCCCCGGGCCAGCGCUGCAGACAUGCAGACCUACAUGGACAUGCUGAACCCGGAGCUGGGCCUGCCUCCGGGCAAGACGGCGCAGCCCACACCUCCACCACCCCCGCCCAGCUUCCCCCCGCCGCCCCCACCCCCUGGCACCCAACCACCCCCACCCCCUCCAGGCUACCCGGCCCCCAAGCCCCCUGUGGGGCUCCCUGCGGCUGACAUCUACAUGCAGACCAAGAACAAGCUGCGCCACGUGGAGACUGAGGUCCUCAAGAAAGAGCUGAGCUCCCGCGUUGGCCACAACGGGCUGCGGAGGCAGGACUCCUGCCGCAAGCCCCGCACCUUCAGCAAGCAGCCCAGCACGGGGGACUACUACCGCCAGCUGGGCCGCUGCCCCGGGGAGCUGCCGGCCGCACGCCUGGGCAUGGCGCACAGCGAGGAGGCGGCGCUGCUCUCCGGGAACCGCGUGUACAACGGCUGCGCCCCCGACACCAAGCCAUCCAGGGAGCUGCCCCCGCCGCCGCCGCCGCCGCCCCUGCCCGAGGCUCUGAGCUCCCCACCGCCUGCCCCGCCUCUGCCCUUCGAGGGCGCUGGUCCCGGCUGCGGACAGCGCCGCUCGUCCUCGUCGACGGGUAAAGUGAGAGUCCUGAGGCACAGGAAGAGCACCAAAUCUUUCAACAUGAUGUCCCCAACGGGUGACAACUCAGAGCUGCUGGCUGAGAUCAAGGCAGGCAAGAGCCUGAAGCCGACACCACAGAGCAAGGGGCUGACCACAGUGUUCUCCGGCAGUGGACAGCUGGCCUCCCAGCCUGACUUGCCACAGCCAUUGAUGUCUCCUGCGCCAUCCCGAGCCCGGAGCCCCACCCCGCCAGCCGCAGGGCCCCAGCCACUGGUCAACGGCAGCAUGGCCCCAGCCCCACCCGCCACCCCGGCACCCGGCGUGCAGCUGGAUGUGGAGGCGCUCGUCCCCACACACGACGAGCAGGGCCGGCCCAUCCCCGAGUGGAAGCGCCAGGUGAUGGUGCGCAAGCUGCAGCUGAAGAUGCAGGAGGAGGAGGAGCAGAGGCGGAAGCUGACAGCCGCCGGUGCCUGCUGCUACCCUCCCGAGGGCUGGAGGUAUUCCCACGCGCACAACGCCAUCCUCGGGCCCUUCGGUGAGCUCAUGACGGAGGCCGACAUUCUCCGCAUCGAGCAGCAAAUCGACAACCUGCAGGUGCUGCACAAAGCGCAGAAGCUGGAGGCGCGCCUGGAGCAGCUGGAGCUGGAGCUGGAGCAGCUGCUGCCCAUCUCGGCCGCCCUGUCGAGGCCGCGCUUUCACCGUCGACCCGCGCCGCAUGCACGGCCGCGCCGCCAGCCUGCCCGCCUGGUGCAGCAAGAUCUCCGCGCUGCUCAAGAGCAUGGCCGCGCUGCUGGCCGCGCUGGGCGGCCGGCCCGCGCACCUGGCCGAGCUGCUGGCCGCCGACACGGGCCUUGCCGCUGGCGCCGCUGCCCGACGCGCCUUGGCCGGCCCGGGCCGCUGUUGCCUUGGCCGCUCGCACUCGCUCAGCUUGUGCCGCGAGCCGUGGCGCGCGAGAUUCUCGAGUGCGGCGUCUCCGUGCGACGUCUCCGCGCCACCUACGAGCGGCGCGCCCAGGACCCGGCGCCCGCGCGCGGCCCGCACUGCAAGCUGUCGCUGUCCGCCGGCGCCCCGGGCCGCGAGCCCAUCCUCGAGGAGGACUACGUGGCAGGCGGCCCGGACGAACCGUGCGCCGCCGCCGCCAACGGCCCGCUGCCCGCCGCGGAGCCUUCGCGCGCCCUGGAUCCGCCGGAGGAGCCCGACCUCCAGGCCGCCCUGCCCGAGCCGGAGCUGCUGGCGCGCGGGCCGCUGCUCUCUACCGAGCUGGGCGGCGUGCAGGACUACAUCGACAUGCGCAAGGAGCGCAUCGUCUACCUCUUCCUGGAGCACUGGCGCAAGUGGACCUGCCGCGGGCCCGCGCGCCUUUCGCAAGCGCGCCUGCGUAAACUGCUUCCCCGCGUGGCGGCCGCCGCCGCUGCCAGCCCGGGCCCCGACGCCGGGGACGCCCCCUUGCCCUCCGCGGACCGCGGCCCCGAUGCGCAGCUGCUGCACGUGCUGAGGCAGCGGCAGGUGGUGGGCAAGCUGCUGGGCCACUGGCGGAGCCUGCGGCGACGGGUGCCAUCAUGCCAGCCGCGCGGCACGGGCCUGGCGCACGGCCUGUACUGGCCCGAGCACUUCCUGCCGCCCCUGGACGGCGGCGCCCCGCCGCGCUACGACAGCCUCACGCUGGACCUCUUCAUGCUCGGGUACUUCCAGCUGCUAGAGAUGGGCCUGAGCCGCGAGGAGCGCAAGUUCCGCCACCUGCUGUGCUACGAGAUGUUCGACCGGCUGGGCAGCCACCCGUGGGAGCUCAUCCGCCUCUUCCACCGCGUGGUGCUUGAGGAGGUGGAGGCCGGCCGGCGCCGCUGGAGCGACGGCUUUGAAGAUCUCAGGUGCCAGUUCUUCGGAGACGGUCCGCAGGCCCAGGAGGCCUGGGAAGAAAAGGCGGAGAAGGUAGAAGAGGAGGAAGAAGAGGAAGAGGAGGAGAGAGAGCCGGCAGAAGAGGCCCCUCCAGCUCAGACGAUGGAGGACUGGCCCCAGCAGCAGCCCGAGGCCGCCGCCCCCACGCCGCAGCCCCCACCCGCCGAGCCGCCCCCGCCUUCGGGCCCUCCUAGUUCUGAGAACCCAGAAGACCCUCUGGAGCUGGUGUCUGAGAUGGGCGAGUUCAGCAACGAGGACAUCUGCCGCUACAUCGACCGCAGCUUCUCCUUCUGGAAGGAGAAGGAGGCAGAGCUGUUUGACAUCUGAGCAGCAGAAGGUGGAAUUUGCCCUUCAUCCUCCUAACCAGGACCUGGAUGCCUGUCUGAUGCCUUCAGAAGGCCACACGCUGGCGGAGGAACCCCGGACAGGUGGCCUGGGAAAGCUCCGAGUGCCCAGGACCAGGCUGUGCCAGCUUCCGAGGUCCUAUCAGGCAGGAUGUGGAACAUUGGCCGGGAGAGGUGGCGCAUGGCAAAGGGCAAACCAGCUGCCCCCCUCUGUCCCUAGGGCUGGGCUCUGUAUGGAGCAAGGCGGAUGAAUCAGUUCCUCCGAGGGGGUAGGGGGACUGUGGGUACCCCUUGCGGCUCUCUUUCUCUCUCCGGCUCUUCACUGGGGCUCACAGCUACUUCCCUGGCCCAGGAUAUGGAACCACAGGGUGCAGGGUUCUGUAUGGCGUGUGCCCACCCUUCU
Molecule: messenger RNA, 4608 nt
Organism: Choloepus didactylus (southern two-toed sloth)
Lineage: Eukaryota; Metazoa; Chordata; Mammalia; Pilosa; Megalonychidae
Gene: ESPN
Product: espin
Exons: 13
Coding region: 163-4188 (1341 amino acids)
Biological process (GO): actin filament bundle assembly
Cellular component (GO): cytoplasm
Molecular function (GO): actin filament binding
Source: RefSeq, a predicted model, not a curated record